AUGAGUGACCCAGUAGUUGCAGAAUUAUUAAUAUACCCAGUCAAGUCUUGUGCCGCUAUUAAAGUGAACGAAGCUAAAACAACAAAAUAUGGUUUGUCACUAACAACAAAUUCGCUGCUAUCAGACAGACGAUGGAUGGUUGUUAAAAACAGAAAACAACAAACUCUACGACAAAUAUCAAAAAUGGCAUUAAUUCAACCUUCCUUUACAGGUGAAGGUUUAAUUCUUAAUGCUCCUGGCAUGCCACGAUUGCAACUAUCAUUGAAAUCUUUACCAGACGAAAUAAUUGAAGUAGAAUGUUGGGAAACUCCAAUUCUUGGUCGUAAAUAUCCGGAAAAUGUUUCACAAUGGUUAUCUGAAUUUCUUGAAACACCAAAUUUAGAUUUAGUUUAUUUUGAUGAUCAGUUUGAACCGAGAUUAUCCAAAGAUGUUGAGAAAGAACCAAAUGAAUGUCGUCCAACUGAUGUUGUUUCCUAUCACGAUAUGAGUCCAGUUCAUUUACUCACAUAUGAAUCUGUGGAUGAUUUGAACAAACGGUUAGAAAAUCCAGUUAAAGAUUACUGGCGUCAAAUUCAAAUUGGCAGUGCAAAAUUAAUUUGGAUUCGUCAAUGUUUAAGAUGUCUCUUACCCACUGUAAACCCAGAAAAUGGAAUAAGAGAUCCAUCAACAGAACCCUGGAAAACAUACCGACUCAAAAAAGAACUUUAUGGAGUCCAGUGUCAAUUUGGAACUUAUUUAGGCGUAGAAGAAGAUGGAAUACUGCAUGUUGGUGAUGAAAUAAAAAUAUUAAGAGAAGAUAAAAAUUUUUAG
This is a messenger RNA of Didymodactylos carnosus, 810 nucleotides long. The record is from the annotation of a GenBank genome assembly. NCBI's taxonomy places the organism in Eukaryota, Metazoa, Rotifera, Eurotatoria, Philodinida, Philodinidae.